Messenger RNA from Electrophorus electricus (electric eel), 552 nucleotides. Lineage: Eukaryota; Metazoa; Chordata; Actinopteri; Gymnotiformes; Gymnotidae. The record is from RefSeq and is a predicted model, not a curated record.
AUGGCUCAACGCUUCUUCGGACAUCCUACCUUUGCUACACUUCAGUCAACACCUAAGGUUGGCCAUCACUCUUUGCCAGCAAAGGGGGCAGAAGAGAGAGAUAAUCAACACUAUGACACAUCAGAUGAAGCACUGUCAUUUGUAACCCUAGAUGACAACCAUGAGCAGCAAAGUGAGGACUCGGGCAUUAAUCUGUCAAGCAGUUCACAAAAACACCUUCCUGGGGGUGACAAUAUUGUUAAUACACAAAUUGAUGAUAUUGGGAAGAAAGCACAAGACCUUAUUGAGAGGAUCAACCAGAGCCGGGCCAUGGACCAGAAAAUCAUGAAUAGUUUUGAGGAAAAACUAAUGCAAAAGGUGAGUGAGAUGUGCCAGCAGGUGAAGGAGCAGAUGUUUGAGUACUAUGAGGAGCACAGUCAGGGGAUGCAGGCAAAGCUUAUUGAGCUCACAGGGGUGUUGGAGCGCAGUAAUCAGCUCAGCUUGGAGCUACAGGAUGCCAGUCAGACAUUGGCAGCAAUUAACAAAGGUCUACAGCAAUCCUCAGGCCAAUAG